UGUGUCCAGCCUUGGGCUGGUUGUGGUUUUUUUUUUUAAGAAUUUUUUUCCCCUUUCCUUCACUUGCGGCGCGGCGCACUCGAUCACGUAGCCUGACUAACAGUCACUCAGUCCACUCACUCGUUCACUCACACACACCUCCCUGUUGCUGGGUCCCCUUGGUACACUCACUACACACACCACCCAUGUGCUCCGUCACUCUUGUCACUCUUGUCACUCUCGUCUGCCAAGGCUAGUCGCAUUUGAAGCCAUGAAUGGCUGGAUUUCAUGAGCUUCGACGUCGCUGCUGGGCUGGGCCGUGUCAAAACGCUGGAGCGGAGCAUGUGUUUGUCGCCCAGGUUCCCUCCCAAAUUCCAUGACACAUAAUUACCCUAUGAAAAGCUUGACCAUCACGAGCUGGCAAGACAUUAUAACGCGACGUCCUGCUUGCUUGAUCUGCUGUGAAGGGAUGGAAGGUGAUACUUUUUAUAUAUCAGGAUUACAGACAUAGAACAGUGACCUUAUACUCCCCUUUCUACCUUCUCUCGUUGACUGUCAUCUACCGCCACUCUCGACGAUCGCUUCACCAGAAUCAUUCCCACCUUUUCCCAUACGGAACGAACUAAUACGGAAAAACGUCGCCCUUCCCGCACCUUCUGGAGAGCCCCAGUCGCACCCACAUCCCUCUCACUCACUCACUCUCGGCUGCAUCUCAUCUCGCAUCCAAAGCCCGCCGUUAAGCGCACACAGACACACACAGCCUGCAGCCGCACAUCACCCCCGCCGCCGACUUAGACGAGGGAGCAAAAAAACGGAAUCCCAAAAGGGCAACCAACCAACCCAGCAAAGGGAGUCAUAGUCAUCAUCGCAAUCGCAAUUCCGCAUUUCAUCAUUGCCCUCCCCCCCCCCCCUCGAACCUCAUCAGACCUCGACCUCGACCUCGACCUCGACCUCGACCGCGAUCGACAGAGUCCUCAUACACCUCGUUUUCUCUUAAACGAACCCUAAACCUCGCCUUUUCGCGAACGAGAGAGACGACAUCAUCAUUAUCCUCCAAUCCCACCCACACCCAAGACUAAGACCAAACCACUCCUGGCAUUGGCAGCACACCGCCAACACAAACGACAUCAACACCAACACCAAUACCAAGAACGCUCCGACAACACGAGGAGCGCCCAAAGCCACCCCGCAUCAUCCUGUCUGCCUCUUCCCGUUGCUUUGACCCUGUCGCAGUCGCAGUCGGGUCUCCUCUUUCCCAUCUCAAGCACAUACAGCACACAGCACACGCACAUAGCGGAAAGCUGAUCCCGCCCGCCACCACCGCAACCCAGCCAAAACAAGCUUCAUUCUUGGCUGCUCGACGCCAAAGAACCCCAAACGGGCAAAGGACAAAAACCCGCUCGCUGGACUGGACUGGACCUUGUGGGCACCCCCUACCACCACAUCACCUGGGCCUACUGCUUGCAAGGAUUCGAGAAUAGCUCUCGUUUUUUUUGUUUUCUUAACCACAAGCCCCCCUUCCCUCUCCCCACACUUGCGUCUUCCUCUCUGUCACCCUCAUCCAUCAGUCAAAGUACAAAGAGAAGAGAGGGCCCCAGGACAUCAUUGUCUCUUGAGACUGUCAUCACAUCAGCCCCAUCCCAUCACCACACACUACGUUUUACCCUCUUGUAUACCAGUCAUCCAUCAAGGAACGAUACAUACAUCAGCAGAUCUCUGCCGUGUACCGCACAUCAGCUCAUCACCCGCACUUACAUACGCAUACACACGCCUUUCCCCUCUCGGCCUCGCCUUUUCUACGGCCCCUCCGCCUACAAGGCCUUGCGCGAGCCCACACCAAGCUCGCCCAUCCUUCGGGAUCCGGCGAUUCGACUGAUUUCGGUGCUUGUCAUUCCUGAGAAGCCCAUAUUUCCCGCCCUGGAAGAAGAGGAAAAAAAGAGAACGUCACACCACCUCUUCUAUUUUGCGGUUCAUCCGCCCCCCUCACCACACCCCUCCCCUCCCUUUCUUCUCCCGCCCCCCUGUCUAAGGUCACCUCGCACAUCUUAGCCAAGGUUCAAAAGGAGGACGGCAUCCGAACACCCCAGCAGGUUCAGCUCUCUGUUUCCCCCAUUGAAAUCCGGGGAAGAAGCGCCACACACACACACACAUACACUCACACACACACUUACAUACACACACCGCAUCCAAUCAUGCCCCACCGCGUAGCAAACUUCCUGCGCAACUCGACCGAGAACUUCAGCGUCUCUGCCAUUGCAAACCUCAAGACCAUCCGCCACCAGUCAUCACAAAGUCAGCAACACAACAAGCACAGCAACUCCAACUCCAACUCCAACGGAAACAUCCAGGACCAGGGCCUGUUGCGCAGGCUGCCCCUCGACCGCCACUCAUCCUACUCCUCCGAUGACGGCGAGCACAUCCCCUACCACAACAUGUUCGCCGCCGAGCCCGUCGAGCACCUGAAGGAGAGGGAGAAGAAGCACCACCACCACCGCCUCUCGCUGCCCUUUGGCCGCUCCAGCAAGGACGCGCACGACAACUCGCACGCCAGCCUCGACUGGAAGAUCGAGAGCCCGCCCAUCGUCUUCUUUGGCGACGCCGAGACGUCGACCGGCGCCCUCGUGUCGGGCCAGAUGCGCCUCGACGUCAAGGACGAGCAGCUGCAGGUUGAGGGCUUCGAGGCCCGGCUCAACAUCCACGUCCAGCACAAGCGGCCCUUUGCAAACCACUGCCACGACUGCGCCAACCAGUACACCGAGCUCAAGCGCUGGACGUUCCUCACGCACCCGACGACGCUCAAGAAGGGCGUCCACCAGUUCCCCUUCUCCAUCCUGCUCGACGGCCACCUGCCGGCCUCCAUGGACACGCCCAUCACCUCCAUCGCCUACGAGUUCAAGGCCGAGGCGACGCUCGUCAAGGGCACGCCGGGCUCGCAGACGCCCAUCCGCUUCGAGCAGAACUUUGACGUCAAGCGCUCGCUGCUCCAGCCCGAGUUCCCGCACCACUCGGUCCGCGUCUUCCCGCCCACCAACAUCAAGGCCAGCGCCCACUACAACCAGGUCAUCCACCCGGCCGGCACGCACAACGUCUCGUUCCGCCUCGACGGCCUCACGAACGCCAACACCACCAACAAGACUGUCGAGUUCUGGAAGCUGAAGAAGGUCACCUGGAAGCUCGAGGAGACCAUCAAGACCGUCGCCCCGGCCUGCGACCGCCACGCGCCCGCCGGCACCCAGAGCAACCAGCAGAAGGGCGUCCCGCGCACCGAGACGCGCGUGCUCGGCGAGAAGUACAUGCACGACGGCUGGAAGUCGGACUACACCAACACCGACGGCCACGUCGAGUUCGAGUUCGACUACGGCGUCGUCGCCUCCAAGCACAGCCACGGCCCGCGCUACGCCUGCGACAUGAAGUCGCUCGACGGCACCGAGGUCACUCACGCCCUCAUGAUCGAGAUGGUCGUCUCCAAGGAGUGGGCGCCCGUCGGCAAGCCGCACCUCGCCACCCAGACCGGCACCGGCCGCAUCCUGCGCAUGCAUUACCACGUCAUGCUCACCGAGUGCCCCGGCCUCGGCGUCAGCUGGGACAACGAGGCGCCCCCCGUCUACCAGGACGUCCCGCCCUCGCCGCCCGCCUACCCGGACGAGGCUCCGCCCCCCAUUGACUACAUGAGCCUCGAGCACCUCGACGGACAGGCGCACAACGGUACGGCGCACAGCAGAGAGGGUUCCAUCACAUCGCCAUAAACCAGAGGCAAGAAAUAAUGAAAGAGAAGGAAAAUAUAGGACGAAGCAUAAUUCGAUAUAUACACAACAACUAAUCACCGGCAAAAGGGAAUUGGGAUAGGAAAGGAAACAAAAAGUUUUUGAUUUUUUCGGAGGGGGAUGAGAUGGGUUCUUUUUUUCUUUCUCUUUGGAAUUACGCGCAUUAUACCCCCUGGUUCACGAACCAGGCGCCUAUCUUGUUCAUUUUGUUUGUUUUAUGACAUAUUUUUACCAUUGAAGACUUAAUGUCUCAAUGCGUUUUGUUAUACUCUUUUUUUUUUUUGGAAAUUCUCACGUUUUAUGAAUCGACCAUGAAGAAGGACAACACGUGGUUUAUUUGCAUUGCAAGGCGUUUGAGUUGGGGAAAUUGGAAUGUGAGAGAGAGAACGAGAAGGAGAGAGAGAGACUCGGAAAUGAGCUGACGGAUGGACGACGGUGAUGAUCAACCGCCACUUCCCGUCGCAUUGGCUUCUCAGUAGCUAGCUCGUCAACUGAAGACACGAAAUUCUAAACGUAGAGAAUCCUACUCAAGA
Messenger RNA from Colletotrichum destructivum, 4276 nucleotides. RefSeq names its product Putative arrestin-like protein. The transcript has a single exon. The coding region runs from base 2172 to 3725 and encodes 517 amino acids. Gene Ontology annotation, cellular component: cytosol; plasma membrane; cytoplasm. Gene Ontology annotation, biological process: ubiquitin-dependent endocytosis. Gene Ontology annotation, molecular function: protein-macromolecule adaptor activity; ubiquitin protein ligase binding. NCBI's taxonomy places the organism in Eukaryota, Fungi, Ascomycota, Sordariomycetes, Glomerellales, Glomerellaceae. The record is from RefSeq and is a predicted model, not a curated record.